CUUAAUUUUCUUCUUCCCCGUUCUCACUCUGAAAGUCUCAAGUUCUCAACCCAGUUCUUCUCUCCUACACCCUUCAUCCCUCUCCCUAUAACCCCCCAAAAAUUAAAAAAAAUGCUUAGUGCAAUUUCAGCUCCAUAUACACUCAAACCGCAUCCGAAUACAACCCAUUUGAGAGCAAAGCAGUUUGCUCCGACUAGUUUACGGGUUUCAGCAGUUGCUUCUUCGUCGGAACCAAACUUGGAGUACACCCCUUGGCUUAUUGUUGGUUUGGGUAACCCUGGAAUUAAGUACCAAGGCACUCGCCAUAAUGUGGGAUUUGAGAUGAUUGAAAAGAUCUCUCAGAAGGAAGGCAUUUUGUUGAACACCAUACAAUCAAAAGCCUUGAUAGGAAUAGGUUCAAUAGGGGAAAUACCAAUCGUCUUGGCCAAACCUCAAGCAUAUAUGAAUUACAGUGGGGAAUCGGUUGGACCGCUGGCUGCAUAUUACAAAGUACCUUUGCGACACAUCUUAUUGGUCUAUGAUGAGAUGAGCUUGCCUAAUGGCGUCUUAAGGCUUCAGCCAAAAGGAGGACAUGGACAUCACAACGGAGUUAAGAAUGUGAUGGGACACUUAGAUGGGCGGAAGAACUUCCCUCGGCUAAGCAUAGGUAUUGGGAAUCCACCGGGAAAUAUGGAUAUGAAAGCGUUUCUUUUACAGAAGUUCAGUCCCACUGAAAGAAGACAGAUUGAUGCUGCUUUGGAACAAGGUAUUGAGGCUGUAAGGACCUUAGUGCUUAGUGGAUUUAGUGACAGUAUUACGAGAUUUAAUCUCGGGCAGAAGUACAAGUAUCACAAAGUCUGAAGGAAGAUGUAUGAAAUCCUCAAAAGUAUUCAGAUUGGGCUUCAAAAAUUGUCACUCUCAAGUCUUAGUAACCUAGACAACGUCUAUGGACUACGGGUUCUUCGAAUUCUCUUGAAAGGAUAAAAUUUCCUUGCAUUGAGGUUGACUGCUCUGCCCGGUACAGACUUUUCCCGGAAAAAGCUUGAGUUGCGUUGGCGACUUACCAGCAUAUGUGGUCGUCAAUACCACUGGUUGAAUAUUAUCAUUUUUGUACAUACAGUACAUGAUAUGGGCUCAAAACUUUCCCCUCUCCCUCCCCUAACUCUGUAAGUUUAAAAGAGAUAUUUACUCAAUUCAUGGCAAUGGUUUAAGUUGAAAUGCUUUAUUUGAAGUUCUUUCUUAUAUUGAAAUGUCCUAACUGGCGUGCUAAUGCUUCUGCAUUUGACUUAUUA
Spinacia oleracea (spinach) is the source of this 1271-nucleotide messenger RNA. RefSeq names its product chloroplastic group IIB intron splicing facilitator CRS2-B, chloroplastic. The record is from RefSeq and is a predicted model, not a curated record. NCBI's taxonomy places the organism in Eukaryota, Viridiplantae, Streptophyta, Magnoliopsida, Caryophyllales, Amaranthaceae. The transcript is spliced from 8 exons. Gene Ontology annotation, molecular function: peptidyl-tRNA hydrolase activity. The coding region runs from base 112 to 840 and encodes 242 amino acids.